Molecule: messenger RNA, 2907 nt
Organism: Glycine soja
Lineage: Eukaryota; Viridiplantae; Streptophyta; Magnoliopsida; Fabales; Fabaceae
Product: receptor-like protein kinase FERONIA
Exons: 1
Coding region: 102-2717 (871 amino acids)
Biological process (GO): protein phosphorylation
Molecular function (GO): protein kinase activity; ATP binding
Source: RefSeq, a predicted model, not a curated record
CGCUAACUUUAAAAAAAAAAAAAAAUAGACAUGAACCAUUCGUUGAUUAAUAGUGUUUGAGGUCUCUGUUCUGCUACUAUGUGGUGCUUGGAUUACAAUCCAUGGAAAAAACUUGCACUGGAUUUGCUUUAGGAGCUAUCCUCCUCCACCUGCUGUUGUUGUCCCUCCCUAACCUUUCCAUAGCAGAGGUUACUAUUUAUAGUCCCGAUGAGAUCUUCAGCAUCGAUUGUGGCUCAUCCAUCAAUUCGUCCACACCGGACGGUCGGAACUGGAUUGGAGACAGCAACACCAAACUCCUUCAUGAUAGCCAGAACACAGUUGCAGCUCCUGCGCUAACACCAUCUACACAACAGGGCCCUUACACCUAUGCUCGUCUCUCUCACUCCCAAUUCACUUACUCCUUCCCUGUCUCCACCGGCCCAAAGUUCCUUCGCCUCUUCUUCCGCUCAACUUCAUACCAAAACUUUGAUCCCCCCAAAGCCUAUUUUUCAGUCAAAUCUGGCCCAUACACCCUCCUUAAAGAUUUCAAUGCUUCCCUCAAUGCUGAUGCUGACGACGAGCCUGGCGAAUACUUGUUCAGAGAGUAUUGCAUCCACCUUGAAGAUGGUAAGAGGCUCAACAUAACCUUCAUACCGACAACCAUAGAUUCGUACGCUUUCAUCAAUGGAAUCGAGAUUGUUUCAAUGCCCUCCUAUCUCUACUACACCAAUCCUGAUGUCGUCGACAGCGCUGGAUUGCCUCAACUCGUUGGCCUCACGAACCCAAUUCCCAUUGAAAACAACUAUGCUUUGGAGACGAAGUAUCGGUUAAGAGUUGGAGACGCAGAAAUCCCUGCCUCACAGGACACUGGUAUGCUCAGAAGCUGGGAUGUGGAUAAAAAAUAUGUAACUAGUCAAAGUGUACUAUCUCUAGAUAUUGACACUAUAACUAAGCUGAGAUUCACGAAGACUACUCCUAACUAUACGGCACCAGACCAAGUGUAUCGAUCCUUAAGGAAUAUGGGACCUGAUAGCUCUAAGAACUUGAGGUUCAACCUCACAUGGCAGCUUCCCAUUGAUUCUGGCUUCACCUACUUGCUAAGGUUACACUUUUGCGAGCUUGACCCGGGGGUUAACAAGCCUGGUGACCUGAGCUUCUACAUCUUCGUUCAUGAUCAGUUGGUUGAAGACUGGGCAGAUGUUCUCGGUUGGAGCGAUGAACAGAAGGGUGUCCCAGUGGUUAGACAGUAUGCAGUUUUCAUUCAAGGGAAUCAGCAUCAAAGGGCAUAUCUUUCACUCAAAAUGCAUCCUAACCCUACAAGCUUGGCCAAGGACGCAAAACUAAAUGGAAUUGAACUUUUCAAAAUCAACGACUCAACAGGUAAUCUCGCCGGACCAAACCCAGACCCUCUUCGUGCACAAACCCCCGAGGUUCCCCAUCAUAGCUCAGAGAAGAAAAGCAACGGCACCACGAGAACCCUAUUUGCCGCCAUCGCAGGUGCAGUUUCCGGAGUUGUUUUGCUCUCCCUUAUUGUCGUUUUCUUCCUCGUCAAACGCAAGAAGAACGUCGCCGUUGACGACAAAAAAGAAGGAACUUCUCGCGGAAGUGGCUCAUCAUCGCUACCAACCAACCUCUGCCGUUAUUUCUCAAUUGCAGAAGUAAGAGCUGCCACCAACAACUUCGACAAACUCUUCAUGGUUGGAGCGGGAGGCUUCGGCAACGUGUACAAAGGCUACAUCGACGACGGUGCAACAUGUGUCGCAAUCAAAAGGCUCAAACCCGGUUCUCAGCAAGGUAAACAGGAGUUCGUGAACGAGAUCGAAAUGCUGUCUCAACUUCGCCAUCUCAAUCUUGUUUCCCUCGUCGGUUACUGCAACGAGAGCAAUGAGAUGAUACUCGUUUACGAAUUCAUAGAUCGUGGAACCCUCCGUGAGCAUAUCUACGGCACCGAUAACCCUUCUCUUUCAUGGAAGCACAGGCUUCAGAUAUGCAUAGGUGCUUCACGAGGACUGCAUUAUCUGCAUACAGGUGCGAAGCACAUGAUCAUUCACCGUGACGUCAAGAGCACCAACAUCUUGUUGGAUGAAAAAUGGGUAGCCAAGGUUUCAGACUUCGGGUUAUCCCGAAUCGGGCCCAUUGGUUCUUCAAUGACUCAUGUAAGCACUCAGGUGAAAGGUAGCAUUGGAUAUUUAGACCCAGAAUAUUACAAACGACAGCGUUUGACUGAGAAAUCAGAUGUAUACUCCUUUGGGGUGGUGCUCUUGGAGGUAUUGUCUGGGAGGCAGCCUUUGCUCCGUACGGUGGAGAAGCAACAGGUGUCACUGGUUGAUUGGGCUAAGCAUCUCUAUCACAAGGGUUCUCUGGGUGCGAUUGUGGAUGCAAAACUGAAGGGCCAGAUAGCACCUCAGUGUUUGCAUAGGUUUGGUGAGGUUGCUUUGAGCUGUUUGCUUGAGGAUGGGACCCAGCGACCUUCGAUGAACGAUGUCGUUGGGGUGUUGGAGUUUGUACUGCAGCUUCAGGAUAGUGCUGUUAAUGGAGUGGUGCCUUUGGUUGUGAGUGGUGAGGAUUAUGAAGACAGUGAGGACAUGUUUAGCAGUACCCACAGUAGUAUGCAACUUUCGGAUCAUAGUAACAGCACUGGAUUGAACACCACAAGCUAUGGGAGUAAGGAAUCUGACAGGUUGAUGAUCGUCCCGAAGAAUGUUUUCUCUGAGAUUAAUGAUCCCAAGGGACGAUGAGGUUACUGUUCAAGUUCAGGUUGAGUUUGGUGUUUAAAGUUCCCGGAGAAUGUUAAUUACAUAUUAUUUCAAAUUAGAUAAACUUAGAAAUGUUUGGAGAUGUCUAUGUAAAAAUCUGUAAGUGCUUGGAAAUAUUUAGAAGUGGAUAUGAAUAAGGAAGUUAUUUGAAAUAAGAAUGUCUACUUAAAUA